Aureobasidium musti is the source of this 1464-nucleotide messenger RNA. The record is from the annotation of a GenBank genome assembly. NCBI's taxonomy places the organism in Eukaryota, Fungi, Ascomycota, Dothideomycetes, Dothideales, Saccotheciaceae.
AUGGAACGCCUGAGGAAAGCUGGACCAAAUGAGCGUCGAUGUAUCGUCCGUCAAGCAUUGGGCUACUACCGCACUUUGGUUGUAGGAGGGAUAUAUACCCUUGAAAGACCAUCUACUGGCUUCUCAUUGCAAAGUAUUCUCAUCAAAGCUUUAAAAUAUUGUGUUGCAAAGCACCCAAUUCUGUCUGCCUGUAUCGAUGGACAGGAAACAGAAGCUCCAGAGUUCGCUAGACCGUCCAUUCUGGAUCUGAUUAACCACAUCAACAUAUUGGACACACCGGAUCUUCUUGACGAGAAGAGCUUGAUCAAGCUUACCUUGGCUCAAACCAACGAUCACGUAUUCACCUGCUGUGACAAAACUCCUCCAUGGCAGAUCACUGUACUGCCAUUGUCAGCUGCAGAACAAUCGGAGACGACUAGGUACCUCAUACUGUUCGGCUACUACCACUCGCAUGGCGAUGGCAAGUCUGGAUUGGCUUUUCACAAGACUCUUCUUUCCGGACUGAAGCAGGCUCAAAGUGUUGACUGUGUCUACGAUGAUGAUCCCAAGUUUGCCAGUCCGAGCAUGCCUUUGCUACCUACACUCGAGAUGGCGGGACGACUCUCGAUCUCCUGGAGCUACUUGCUAUCACCACUGUUAGGGGCAUACCUACCAGCCUUCGUUGCAACCCCACUCGGCAUCCGUGCAUCAGCCACGCCAGAAGCGGACGACCAAUGGGCAGGCAACAAGACAUUCUUUGAUCCCGAGCGUUACCAGACUUCUCUCGAGGUCGUCUCUAUCGGCCACAGUCACGUUCAAAAGAUUCUUCAGAAAUGUCGAAAACACGAUGUCAAGUUUACUGGUCUGCUUCAUCAAGUCAUAGUGCAAGCCUUGAGCAAAGAGUUGCCUGCUGAAAAGGCAGGUUGCUUUGUUUCUCAGACUGCUGUCGAUCUACGUUCGCAUCUCGAAGGUAUCUCUGAUGAUGACAUGGCGCUGUGUCCAACAGCAUACUAUGAACUGUUCAAGAGAACAUCGGAUGAUGAAACAUCGCGGGAACCAAGCCUAAUAUCUGAUGCUUUCUGGGACGCCGCACGCACCACAACACAAAACCUAGCCCAAACUGCUGGCACCCUCAAUAACCAGCCAGUCGGAUUGCUAGCCUAUCUUCGCAACAUGUAUCCCUGGACAAGAGGCCAAGUCGGCAAACGCAGAGAGUGUUCUUACGAACUCAGCAACAUCAUGUCCUUCAAUCCUGGAUCCUUCGAAUCAGAGAAAAGCUGGAACAUCGAAUCCAUGAUCUUCUCUCAACCAGCUAAUGUAGGUUCUGGCUGUCUGAACUUCAAUGUCGUCUCCAGAUACCAGGGCGACCUUACAAUAGUCAUAUCGUGGCAAGUGGGCGCUUUAAAUGUUCAGGACGAGCAGGUCUUUGCAGAGAGAGUGGGACAACGCAUGACCACCUCUCUAGAGUCAUUCGAUAGAAUUUAG